CUAAGUUGGCUUUACGCGAGGACGGGCUGGGCUGCUUCUUCUCGCAGGUGCGUGGCUGGGCCUGGGGCACUACUGAAGCCAGCUUUUCCCAGCUCGUUCCCUCCAGAUGGCCUGGACUGCAACUCUUAGGAAUCCCCGUCACCGUGGAGAGCUAAAGCAACAAUGAGAAGUUGGUGGUUUUUCGUGGCUGCUUUCUUUAUCCCAUGGGGUCUUUCUUUGGCCAAAUUUGAGGAGUUUGAUGAUGAUGACUUAGUGGAAUAUGAUGAUAAUGACUUUGCUGAGUUUGAAGAUGUGACUGAAGCCACAGAAUCUCCCCAGCGGAUUGCUACUGCAGAAGAGGAAGAGGAGGAAGCCACAGUAGAACUUGAAGGACAAGAUGAAGGUCUUGAUUUUGAGGACACUGAUGGACAGGAAGGUGAUACAGAAAGUGAGCCAUAUGAUGAUGAAGAAUUUGAAGGUUAUGAAGAAAAACCUGAUGCAUCUCUUGGCAAAAAUAAAGAUCCUAUUACCAUUGUUGAUGUCCCUGCCCAUCUUCAAAAUAGUUGGGAGAGUUACUACAUGGAAAUUUUAAUGGUGACAGGACUCCUUGCUUAUAUCAUGAACUAUAUCAUUGGAAAGAAUAAGAACAAUCGUCUGGCUCAGGCCUGGUUCAGUAGUCAUCGAGAGCUGCUUGAAAGUAACUUUGCACUUGUUGGUGAUGAUGGCACGAACAAAGAAGCCACAAGUACGGGCAAAUUGAACCAAGAGAAUGAACAUAUCUAUAAUCUGUGGUGUUCCGGUAGAGUGUGUUGUGAGGGCAUGCUUAUCCAACUCAAGUUUCUCAAGAGACAAGACUUGCUGAAUGUUCUUGCACGCAUGAUGAGGCCAGCCUGUGACCAAGUGCAAAUAAAAGUUACUAUGAAUGAUGAUGAUAUGGAUACCUACGUGUUUGCUGUCGGGACAAGAAAAGCCUUGGUACGGCUUCAGAAGGAAAUGCAGGACCUGAGUGAGUUCUGCAGUGAUAAACCCAAAACUGGGGCAAAGUAUGGGCUCCCAGAGGCACUGGCUAUCUUAUCGGAAAUGGGUGAGGUCACAGAGGGAAUGAUGGAUACCAAGAUGAUCCAUUUCCUCACACAUUAUGCUGAUAAGAUUGAGUCAAUUCAUUUUUCAGACCAGUUUUCCGGUCCGAAACUUAUGCAAGAGGAAGGUCAGCCUUUGAAACUGCCUGAAACUAAAAAGACACUGCUGUUUACUUUUAAUGUACCGGGGUCAGGUAACACUUCCCCAAAAGACAUGGAAGCUCUACUGCCUCUGAUGAACAUGGUUAUUUAUUCCAUUGACAAAGCAAAAAAGUUUCGUCUGAAUAGAGAAGGCAAACAGAAAGCAGAUAAAAAUAGAGCACGUGUAGAAGAGAAUUUUCUGAAACUGACUCAUGUUCAAAGACAAGAGGCUGCCCAGUCCCGCCGGGAAGAGAAGAAACGAGCGGAGAAGGAGAGAAUCAUGAAUGAGGAAGAUCCAGAAAAGCAGCGACGUCUAGAGGAGGCUGCUUUGCGUCGUGAACAGAAGAAACUUGAAAAGAAACAAAUGAAAAUGAAACAGAUCAAGGUGAAAGCCAUGUGAAAAACUUAGUUGGAAGAAAUUUCUUUUUUGGUGCCAACCAUAGAAUUGCAAUUUGCUGCCUACAAUGAGCUAAUUAUAUUCCUGACCUUAAUCAUUGGCCACUUAAGAACCACUUUUGACACUAACUGUUACUGCUCAUGGGAUUAUGACUGAAAGGUUUCCCCCUCUAUGUGUAUAUGUGGCGAAGUUGUUCUUGGAAAACUCCAUUGGUAGCACUGCUAAUGCAACUUUUAAAAAUGUGUUUAUGUACUGGUUUGCUUCAACCAAUGACCCCAUAAACAGCAAAGUUAUACUUAUUCACCAACAAAACUAAUGCAUUUUAAUCCACAUUUGGAUUGCAAUCCUGAACCUACUUCAAUCCUCUUUGAUGAGUAGGACUGCUAAUAAUAAAUAUUUUCAUGGUGCAGCCCGUUCUGGUUUUAUAUAACAUGCAGACGUGUAUAUAGAGAGCUUUACAAUUGUCUUCCAUAUUGUUGGAUUUUUUCCUACUUGCUUUGGAAGGAGUUCUAGCACUUUGCAACAUUUUUUUCAGAUCCUUUGAUUAGGUAAAGGAUAGGUGUGCAUCUAUAUAUAUACACACUUACACACAUAUAUACAAAAACAUGUACAUACAGGCAUUCUCUCUCACACACACCACUUCCUAGAAUGCGCCAGCAAUGCAUAAGCACUUUGAUUAUAUUUAGAAAUGUGGGCAAAAUAAAGAGAAAAGCUAAUAACCACGUUAGGAAAAAAACCUGGUUCUUUCACAAUCGGUACAAUCAGCACUAUUGACAUCUAGCAAUUAUCCAUGGAAUAUAUGUGGAUUUCAUGCUUUCUUGUAAUAGUAACGUGCUAGGCCAGUAUUAUUUUGUGGCUUACACUUUUUCAAACUAUUAUGCUGAGAAUUCUUCUAGGAAAACCGCUGAACAUGUGUUCGGGAUAAGCAGAAAUAAAUCUACAAGAUAGUAAUUUCAAUAGUCAAAGUGCAUGCACAUAAGCAUCUCUUUUAUAUCUGCUGUCAAUAUGCAGGCAACAGGGGAAUGGCACGCAAAAGUAUUUGCCUUGGGGUGGAUGAUUAUUAACAAUACCAUUAUUUUAAAACAAUGUAAAGUCUACCUGUUAAGCUGACCUGUCACAGAAUUUGGGGCACAUCAGUGUGUCUUUGUGCAAGUUGCUGCAUGAGAACGAAGAUCUCUGUGGGAUCAGAUACAUGAUUCUUCAUACAUUACCCUGUUGCUGGAAGUCAUCUGUUAUCUCCCACACAGCUGAGUUGUAUGUACUCAUUUCUCCAUAUAGGUUUACUAUAUUCACUAUUUCUCCACAUAAAUCAUGCUUGCUGGUUUGGAAGAGGGUGUAUGCAUUGAGAUUUCUUUUCCUUUUCAGACAGAUGCCUAGAUGUUUUAGCAGCUUUCUCUAGAUUUCAGUGUGCUUUUCUGGUUGUGUCACCUUCCUUCAGUAUUUCUCUGUGUCUCUGUAGCUGCUAACUGUAUAAAGUUGACAAGGAACCAGGGUCUAAAUAACUGUGCAAUUCACUUCCCCUCCCGCCAGCAAGGUAGAAGACUUUUAGAGGAUUAUAUCUAUUAAAUAUUAUUUACUAUUUGUAUAUGCUGGGGAAACUAGGAACUGGAGCUUCUCCCACUUUGCAGUCUUAUGGCAUUGCUGCAUUUUAUAAAUGCUCUAAUGGCAUUUGAUCAUUUCUAUAUAAUGGGCACUUUUUGCAGUGAGUUGAAUGGGAAGAAACUUGAGGGUUAAAUUUCUAAAUGUAUUUUCUUGAUUAUGCUUUUAUCACUGAUGCAAUAACGUUAAGCUGCUCUUUAAAACAGCAUGUGCUAAAACCUAUUUGUCAGAGCGUGAAAAUGCACAGGUUCCUUUUGAAUGCAGUCUGCAAUCUAAAAGACAUUUUAAUUUUUGAUUUUUAUAUAACUAUCAUUUAUGAUAUUUUACAUCAGAAAUGGCAAUACUAUGUGGGAUUUAAACUAUUUUGUCAUUAGAUAUUAAACAAAUUGAAUAAAGUUUUAUUUCACAGGGGUCCUCUUUUAAAAGAAAUAUUUAAAUAGUUUGUUUUGUAGUUUAAGUAAUGCUAAUAAGAGAGGGGAAGAGAGUAUUACUGAACUCUCACAAAAGGAGGCUUCAAGUCUGCUAAAUUUUGUAAGACAGUCAUUUAUAAAAACUACGAAAGAAAGAAGAGACAACAGCUUAAAUAUACUUGAACUCAUUUUUUUCUCCCUGGCUUUAUUACCAGCGUCUUAGUUCAUUCCUUAAUUUAUUAAUUAUCCUUCCUCUGCAAAGAAGGAACUUGUGCAUGAAGAGGAGAUCAGCUUUGAGAAUAGGAAUGAAGCAUAUCAACCUUUUGUCCCUUCUUGUAAAGUUAAAGUAGUCUGCAAAUUACCAGAGGUAUUGGGUAUUGAAUAUAUGUGUGUUUUCACACCUCUGUUUUUGAAGAACUUGUGCAACUUCUGAAGAAUAUGCCUCCUCUGUUUAAAAGGAAGAGAUGAAAGUGAGAAAGUACGGAAGGAUUAGAACAUGGUUAGGCAGUAUAGUGCCUUUAUCAAUGUGCUCAUCUAUGGCACCCUGUUCUACCUGAAUUAUAUAUUUAUUCUUUUAGUAAAAAAAUAAUAAAUGGGAAGCUAGCAUAUUGCAAGAUAAAAUGUCAACUUAUCUUUAUUUUGCACAAUUCUUCUGAGUCCCCGGUAAGUUCCAUAGGCUUCUUUUUUUUAAAAAAAGAUGACUAGCUGCAGCCCAGUGCUUUGUUUAGAAGUGUGUCCACCCAUAUGGAAAAAGUUGGAAAUGGUAGGGAACUUUCUGGGGGACUAGAGGAAAUACAGGAGAAAGGAGCCUCAUCAUUUCACAUUUCAGAAGUAUGACUGGCCAUGUCCACUAAGGCAGCCUAUAAUAUGCUUUCAAAUUUCUACAUUUGUCCACCAGUCCUGAAAAUGGUCUAAAUCUGGGUUAGAGUAUGACAUUUCUAUUUCUUCCCAUAAUUAAAGGGAAGGCAUUGGUUUUACCAAUGUGAUUUGUACUUCACUGAAUCUCAGAAUCUGAUGAAUUCCAAGGCAGUAGCUGGAUUCAGAAACUACACUAAACCCAAACCAUAUAAGCCACAUUAUUGCUUAAUACAAUAUAUGAAUGAUGUUGAAGUGUAGAGAUAGCUCUGAUAUUUAAUGGUGAAAGAAAUACAUUCUGUGGGUGCCAAGUGGGCUCUUUAAUCCUAAAUUCUAAAUUGGAUGCAUGAAAAAUCAACAUCUGAAAGAGUCUGGAAACAUUUUGGACUUUUAUGUAGUAUCUCAUCAUGCUGUCUCUAGCAACCAAUUUAGAUUUGGCAGCUGGCAAAUUUCAAAUACAUUUCCAUAAUCACCUCUUUCUACAACUCUUUUUCCCCUUGCGCCUUGCUUGUAGCAGAUUAUGCAGGUUCCCCAUUUUUUAUGAGAGAGAGAGAGAGAGAAUAAGUCUUGGUUCACACAUCACAUUAAGCCAAAGUGAAACAAGCAUUAUGCUUAGUAUUUGGAUAAACAAGUGUUUAUUCAGAAUAGUGAUAAAACAAUGUCAUAACAAAUAAUUAAGGUGAGUAGAUGAACCAGGAAACUGAGCAGAUAGUUAAUGCUCUUCAGUUUCUUAAGGAAACAAGAGCACUACUGGAUAAUGAAGGGAUAUAAAUGAGGAAGCCUUAAAAAGUUGGUUCAAAGUGCAGCACUUGAUUAGCAUUUUGCAAAACAUAGGUUAAGUUUGCUGUCAUAAUGAUGGAUGGCAAAUGGUUUCCAAAGUAUCAGUUUUUAUAUCUUACUGAACCUAAGGACCACUUGGAAAUAUUUUUCAUUGUGUGUAGCAGAUGCUGUGUGGCUCUGCAAAUGUGAGUUCAGGUAAGAAAUCCUGUCCCUAUGGUGGUGGUAGUGAUUAUUAUUAUUAUUUAUGUUUGUACACUGCCUGACUCCCAACAAUUCUAAGGUGGUAUGCUGUGAGUGAAUUUUGUAACCCUUAUUCUCUUUGAGGUAUAAGCAAAUUUUUCUUGGGCCAUUCAUUCACUACGGGAAGCUAUGAACCUCCAGAUGUUAUGGACAAUACGUUAACUCUAAGCAGCAUAACCAAAGACUUGCUUACGGGUAAUAGGGUCUAUCAGCAUCUGUCUCUACCCUUUCUCUGGGCUCUUAUUUCCCUCCUUGAGCAGAAAGGACAAAAUCACCAAUUUUCCCUGAAAAGAUUUUGAGUGGAUCUUUCCAUUAUUGUCGUUGAUAACUUACUUUGUUCCAAAGACACAUAGUGACUCUUGUCCUAAAUAUAAAUUGCUCAUAAUCUGGGAAGAAUUUGGCUGUUUGCACAACUCACUGAACUGCAAACUAAGCACAUUUUAAAUUAGAAUGCUAAGCCAGCCUUUAACUCUGUGUUCAUGCAGCACACUAAUUCAUAUUUGUUUAGCCACUGUUUAUUGAAAAAACCACAAUUUUACACAAACCUAUUAACCAUAGUAUAAAAACCACAGUUCAUAUAUAUUGCAUUAAGCUAGAAACAAGCAAAUCAUAUAUUGACGUAGCAUGUAAAGACUAAGACACUGGACUUUUUCAAAUUUGCUAACUCUUUUGAUACCAGCAAAGGUCGACUAGAAGCUGCCCUCCAAUCAUGUACAGGUCAUGUUUUAUAGCAAAUAUGGAAGAAUACCCUUUCUGAGUUGCACCCCCAAAUUCUGAAGGAUUGGAAUAAAGGAAAACAACAGCAACUUGAUUGGCACUAAGGAAUAUGAACAUCCUCUAAAACUUAACAAGAAAAUAGCUAGCUUGUGAUUUAGCAUGUUGUGCAAAUCCAGCCAUUAUCAUUAAUUUAUAGUCUAAUGUGUUCAUUAAAUCACAGGAGUUCAAUAAGAAUACAUUGGCUAUUCUAGAUUGUAUGCUUCUAAAAGAAGGAAUUUAUUUGAGUGUGCCUAUAAACAUUAUAUACUGACAAUUAAUAAAAGCUUUCAUAAGUCUC
This is a messenger RNA of Python bivittatus (Burmese python), 6534 nucleotides long. The record is from RefSeq and is a predicted model, not a curated record. Lineage: Eukaryota; Metazoa; Chordata; Lepidosauria; Squamata; Pythonidae.